AUGGACUUUGACCCCUACGCAAGCAUGCAGGUUGGAAUGCGGGUGGUCCGUGGGGUGGACUGGAAAUGGAGCAACCAAGACAACGGCGAAGGGAAUGUCGGGACGGUGGUAGAGAUCGGUCGGCAGGGCAGCCCAACCACCCCAGAUAAGACCGUGGUGGUCCAGUGGGACCAAGGAACUCGCACCAACUACCGGACUGGGUUUCAGGGAGCGUACGAUCUUCUUCUGUACGAUAAUGCUCAAAUAGGUAAGUAAAUAACACAGGAAGUUGCCUUAUAAUGAAUUAAGCCACUUGUCCAUCUGUGUCAGUACUAUCUACACCAGUGGGCCUCCAGCUUUUUUCCUCUGGGCCACAUUUCCAGAAUAAAAAUUUCCUUGCCCUGACUUUUUUUUUAUUGAUAAGAAAUACAUUGGAAAACAAAAAGUAGCAGCUCCUGGCAGGCUUUGAUUUGUAAUGGAACACAGGUACUUUAUCAUAUGAUAACGGGACAUCCAGAAAGUAAAAAACAAGGCAGAUACAUAAGAACAUGAAUCAUUCCCAACAUGUAAUAUUGAUUGCCCUUGAACCUUUCUGCCACACUUGCCAUCCUCUCCUGCCACACGCUUUUGAGAACCGCUGGUCUACACUGACUUGCUCUCCAGAGUUUCAGGCAGGUGACAUUUCCACCUCUCCCUGGAGAUGCCGGGAUUGGAACCUGGGACUUUCUGCACUCAAGGCAGAUGCUCUUGCACAGAGCUGCGGCCUUUUCUCGGAACCUAGGAAUCUGCAUCGCUGAGCCACACCAAGCAUUCAUCCAGCAUUGUCUGCACCAGUCAGAGUAAAGAACCUGUGGCCUUCCCCUGGUUGUUGGACUGUUGUAACUCCCAACUGUCCUCUGGCGAUGUUGCUGGCUGGUGACUUGAAAAGCCACAGUUUACCCCCCGGCUGAUCUACACUGGCUGGCUUUGGAGAAGGGUCCUUCCCUGGAAUGAUUUGAGGAUCCUGGGUGCCCAUGCAUUAUUUCAGACACCUCUAACAUAGGGUUACCAGACAUCCCCCGUUUCCAGGGAACAGUCCCCGGAUUUGCGAAUAAGUCCUUGGACAAAUUCCAUCCCCAGAAUGUCCCCAGAUUUCAUUUAAUGUUCCUAGGAAACGCAGUAGCAGCAGUCUCAGCAGCCCGGAGCAGUUGGCUCUGGCUGGCUUCCGGGCUGCCUCCACCUUCCCUGACCCCAGCAACUAAGCUGUGAAGGGAGGCUUCAUGCUGCCUAUCAGAACAGCCUCCCAACUCCUACUUGCAUGCAAGCAGGAGCGGGGCGGGGAUGUCUCAGCUGUGAAGGGAGGCUUCACGGUGCCUAUCCGAGCUUGUGUGCAAGCAGGAGGGGGAAGGGAUCUCUCAGUUAGGCAAUAGGAAGCCUUGCUUCCCAGCUGAGGGAUCCCACCCCCUCCUGCUUGCACGCAAGUAGGAAGGGGAUUGGGGCUGUUUUGAUGGGAAGGGAGGCAUCGUGCUGCCCGAGCCUUGCCACCGCCACUCUCCGCCCUCCUUCUCCACCUUCCUGCCUGACCCACUGUGCACCGCUUCCCCACCACCGAAGAACUAACAACUCAGGGGCUGCCCAGGUUCAUGGAGAAAGGAGAUAGAAGCCUCGGAGGAAGGGGAAACAUGGCGGUUGAGGUCAAGGCGGCGGCCGCCCCUCUGCCACCACCAUCGCUGCAGCAUCAAUGUCCCAAACAUGUAGUAUGUAUAUAUGUAUGUAAUUAAAGUGUCCCCAGAUUCAUUGAAAAAAAUCUGAUAACCUUACUCUAACAUACACACUCUCCUGCUUACUGAAAGCCACACGUGUUAAUAACCUUUCUUCCAUAAGGGAGUUUCUCUAACCCCUUUGAUCUCUUUGGUUGCUGAAGCUGCUGAUGGUGACUCUCGCCUCUUUCUUUCUCUCUCAAUUAGGCGUCCGCCACCCCAACAUCAUCUGCGACUGCUGCAAGAAACACGGGAUCCGCGGGAUGCGGUGGAAAUGCAAGGUCUGCUUCGAUUACGACUUGUGUAUGCAGUGCUACAUGAACAACAAGCAUGACCUCUCCCACGCCUUUGAGCGCUACGAGACUGCUCACUCGCAGCCGUAAGUGAUAGAAUCAGAGAUUUGUUGGGUUGGAAAGGGGUGCCAAGGGUCAUCUAGUCCAACCCCCUGACACUUGCACAUACCCCCGGUGUACAUUGUCUGUAAGCAAAAGAAAUGUUAAUAUAUAGAGAGAUAGAUAACAAGAGGGUGACGUGUUCUUUCUUUUUAGGGCUCGAUUCUAUCCGUACUUGUUUUGCUUCAAGGGGUGGGAAACUGGAAACUGGCAAGCCAAGUAUGGCAUGUGGUAUGAUGCUGGAAAUCCCUUGGGCACAUGUCCAGUGAUAUAUAUUACUUUUGGUUUAAGUUGUUGUCCUCCUCAAUUUUGUAGCUAUCAGAUCCUUGAUAUAUGCAGUUUGCUCAUGUACUUUUAAGUGAUAUUCCUUUAGUAUGGGGAUUAAUGGAAGAACAAGAAAACUGUAUUUUGCUCUAGAUCUCUAAGAGACUUAUACUUGGAGCCUGGAAGGAUAAACACCUAUUGUCUAAUAUGCAGCAGUCUGAGGACCCUGCAGCCUUGGCUACAUCUUGAACAUAUUUCUUAUAAACACCACUUUUAUGUGGAUACCUGUUGGGACAUUUGUACGGCUUCUAUCCAGUGGCAUGUGGUGAAGUUUUUCGUAGGGGAACAGUUAGGGCCAGAGGUACAAGCUUAGCUUGCGAGGGCGAUUUGGGGUGGGUGGGUGAUGUCGUGCCCGUGAGCAUUGCUCCUCCUUCGCUAAGCCAGGCAGAAACCAAAAUGGAAAAGAUUUGUCCGUCCCCAGGUGUGAUGCUUUUGCUUUUAAGAGAACCGAGCUUCUCCAAAACUGAAGCAAGUAGAAAAAGGAUGGGGGGUUGCUUAAGCAAAGGGCUUCCAGGGGUUUUUUCAGUAGACGAUUGCAAUGGUAACUAGGCAACCUACCCUGUUCCCUUUUUAAAAAAACACCCCCCUCCUCUAAUGUUGCUUCCUAAAUUGUAGAGGAGCUGCCAGUGCCACUGUGUGAAGUCCUCGGAGGAGAAUGAAACUCGGGGGUGACUAAUAGUGACUUUUAAGCUUUCUAUGCGUGGAGCAGGAGAGCCGGAUUUGGGCGUGGGGGCGUGGAAUGAAAGAGAGUCAGGGGGCAGGUGCUCAGUGCCGUUGACAGGUUGUCUUCGGAGGGAGGCGUGCAAAAUGUCUGGGGGGAAAGGAAGGAGAUGGGAGUUAUGCGUCCCUAGUUAGGGGCAGGUACCCACUUCCUCCAGCCUCUCACCCCCAUGUCUUGCUCCCAUUCCCCCUCUUGUUCCACCUCGGCCCGCUACCCCACUCCUGAGCCUGGCAACGCCUCAGGACUCAUGAUAGCCACUGUGGUUAGUAGCUAUCGAGAUUCUGGUUUCCUUUAAGCCCGGGUUCCCUGUUACAUCUGAACCACAAAUCUUUAGCUUUUGUGGGUUUGACAAGCCAGGGUAAUAAGGGACAAUCUCUCCACACACACACACACACACACACACACACACACAUUAUCCUGGCUUGUGAUAUGAUGUUAUGCAAGAGUUCUCUGGUCCUGGAGGGGGAAAUGUAGAAGUUUGGCUUAACACAAGCCAGGAUCUGUGUCUCAAAGCUGCUUCCACACCGGGGGGGGGGGAGCGGUGCAGAAAGACAAAAGAGGAGCGCCAAGGGAGGAUUGUGCCACUCAUCUGUGACUUCAUAAACCAUGCUUUAUGAGGCUGUGGACAGACAGUGCGUCACUUUCCCACUGGGGCUUCCAAGGUGAAAAGGAGGAGAAAUCACUUGAAGCGCCUAAGUUUGGAAUCUCUGGUGACUUUUUUGUGCACAAUCAUAAAUCCAACGCAUGGUUUCUUGGUUUCAUUCAGAUAAUGGAUACCUUCCUGUUGAAAAUCCCAACAUGGCCUGCAGAAUGUAUUGAUUCCUUGCAGUGUUGGUUGCCUCCAAGGUGAAAACACUGUGAAGUGUCUCUCUCUCUCUCUCUCUCUCUCUCUCUCUCUCUCUCUCUCGUGUCUUACAAUGAGUAAGAGGUCUGGAAAGCAGUUUUGACGAAGAACAGUUGUGAAAAGCGGGAUAAAGUUAGCACCGGGCAGUAAAGAUUCUGAAGGCAAUAGCUGCCUUCAGAGAUGCCAAAAGUGAAGCAGAAUUGUUCUCUGUUACCACAUGUGGCGAGGGCUUUUAACAUGUUGGCUAGACCGCUAUUCAGGGUUGUAUGUUCUGGGAUUUGAAUCGGCCUCGGACCAUUUGGAGAUUCAGCAGGCGCCUUCUGUCUCAAAUUUUAAAUGCCUGCUGAAAACUUCUCUAUCCCACCAGGGCUAUGCAGGCAAUUCAGAACGUAUCUUUUGACAAUAGGUAGCUGAUGUCUGCUUUUAGUUUUUUAUAUGAUUUUUCAUUGUAUGGUUUUAUACACUGUCGUCUUAAACACCUUUUUUUAAUGAAUAGCGGUAUAUAAAUAUUUUUAUAAGUAAAAUAUAGGCCAGGGCACUUGCAAGACAAUUCCAUAUGCGCGAGAACCCAAUGAAACUGUUGAAGGAGGCAAACUAUAAGGCUCUCAAUAGAGGCAGGAAAUAACUGAAGGCAUCGAAGAAAAAAAUCAAAAGGCAGAGAAAUUAGUAAGAUCGGUACCAUAACUGAGGAAUACUGAUAUUUAAUUAAGAAGGCACCUGGGUGUGAGAACGGCCUUGUCCUUGCAUUUGAGGGUUUUCAAAAGUGUAAAUCAUUUCUAAGUGGCCAUGCCGGUGGGAGCUCUCAAUUCAGUCCGGAGGAUCCAGAUAACAGCUCAAGGCUGCAUGACUUGAAAGGCUAACAAGCUGGAUAAUUUUUGAAUCCUUGUUUUGAGGCCCCUUUAGAGGAGGAGAGGUUUUUUUAUAUCCUUGCAUGUUUAAGGGAUUCCAUCUGGAAGUGACCCUGGGGCCAGAUGAACAUCAUCACUAAAAGUUCAAACCGGUGAUGCCGCUUGGCGAUUUGCACAUCCAGUAUUUUUUACCUAUUGUUUGCCGGCCAAAUAGCUAUUUCAUUAGGGAGGACCUCGGUCCAAAGGUGUUUGGUUACGUUUAAGGCUGUUGAUUUUAUCUGUUUUGUUUUGACUCUUGUGUAUUUUAUGAGCCAUAAAAAGGGGCUUGUGGUCAUUUGGUUGUUCCGCCUCAUCCUGAUUUGAAACCUUUUUGCUUUGGAAGUUAUUAAUUGUUUUUAACUGGUAUUAUAUUUUUAAAAGAUACUUCUCAUAUACUAUAUAGACAUAUCAUAACUAGAACUGCAAAGUCUACCAAACUAAAGCCAGGAGCAAAAUCGUGGCUGUGGGCAGAUGGAAGAGGCUGUUGUCUGAAACCAAAGAGAGCACCUGCCUGUUGCUGUAGAAAAUAUUGAGCUAGAUGGAUGAAUGAUGCAACUCGGUAUAUAGAAGAAUGGUAUAGAAUCCUAAGAGCUGGAAGGGACCACGAGGGUCAUCUAGUCCUUGCAGUGCAGGAAUCUUUAGCCCAACAUGGGUCUUGAACCCACAACCCUGAGAUUAAGAGCCUUGUGAUCUACUGACUCAGCUGUCCUAUGGGAAGGGCUGUAGCUCUGCCUUGCAUGCAGAAGGUUCCCAGGCUGAACCCUGGGCAUCACCAACUAGGGCUUUGAGAGACUCCUGCUGUGAAUCCUGGAGAGGUACUGCAAAUGUAAAUCAUCCUAUAUAUAGAUCCUUCCCACAAGGAAUCCUGGGAGCUAGCUUGGAUUUGUAGCUCUUUGAGGGGUGAACUACAGUUCCCAGGAUACUUUAGGGGAGAGCCACAUGUUUUGAACAUAUGGUGUGGAUGUGACCCCAGUAUCCCUAGGUUCUUUGGAGCAAAGCUGUUGCGCUCCCUGCAAGAAGAAUUCCAUCCCCGGUUUCUGCAAUUGAGAUGAGCCUUUGUUUUAAUUUUAACCUGCUAGGUGGCAAGGUGCUGGAUACUAGAGGCAGAUUGCUUGCUGAUGAGAAGUACAGUAUUUUAAUUUAAUGCAGACCACUUCCACUGUGGGGGAUCAGAGAUGGUCCAGAGAGGUACCAGUGGGGAAUUCCUCCCCGCCCCAAGAAAAUAGCAGCAUCAAGGAGGGACUUUCCUCUGGAGAGGAAAAUGUGAAAUUUUCCCUCUGUGCUGGCUCCAAUCCGGUUAAUUGAGAGCAAUUUGCAUUUUGCAAACCUACAGCCUAGAUGUGAAGACAUAGCUAAUGUCACAGAAACCAGGGGAAAAAAUCUGUUCUCUUUUUUCCAUUCUGAAGAGCCAUUUCACCUUUCUCCAAAUUGCUUGCUCAACGUAUAGCAGCAAACUUUUUCUUCUCCGAACAAGAUCAAUAGUUGCAUUUCUAUCUCUUUUUUCAACCGUUCUAGGCAAAGCACAAAUGAUGCCCCUGGAGACACUAAUGCCGAUUUUCCAGAGACGAUAAAAAGUUUAUUAUCUAUGGCAAACUAGGCUUGCAUCCAUCUAAGUCUGAAAUUGGACCCCACGCACCCUCUUUUCCCCUGAAGACAUUGCAAGUUCAUCUAAUGUCAACCUAACUUUUUGCUGCGCAGUUUUUACAAUCUCUUUAUUCCUUUUGCUGACUGAUAUUGCUCAGGCACUCUCUCUUCUUCUUUAUUUAUUUAACAGAGUUUGUAAAUUGCUAACUGUAGAAUCAUCUGUGUUGUUUCUAUAAAAUAAAAUACAUAUUAAAAUGAUUGGUGAAAGUUCAGAUUACAAGUAUGAUGAGCAAUUUUUGUAAAAAAAAGGGGGGGUUGUAUGCAACAAAGUUCUACUUGGAGUAAACUCAUUCACAUUAAUGGCCCUAAUGUCCAUUACUUUCAGCAGGUCUACUCUGAGUAGGAUUAGUACAGGAUACAACCCUUACAAGGCAAAAAUGCACGUCAACUUUACAUAUCGGGGUAGGCUUGUUUGAACAAGCGCUAAAAGAUGGGUUGCUUAGAAGCGCAGAACAAACAUUAUGUGGCACUUGCUAUCAAUAUGUUUAAAAAUCACUUUUUUCUUCCUGUACCUCCUUACCUACAAAACAGGCAUCUUAAACAAUUGCCAAGAGAAAUGCAAUUCAGUGGUUGGAAACGGAAGGGAUUGCACAUGAUAAAGAGACUGCUACAAAAAAAUAAAACCCUCUGAUAGGAGUCUUAACUAAAAGAUAAAUUCAGAGAUCUGGAAACAAGCUGGCUGCUCAUAUCUCAAAAGAUAUAUUUCUCAGCUAAUCAGAUAGUUAUAUCUCAAGCAAACAGACCUUUAAAGCCCAUUGAGCAAUUAAUUUUUCAUUCCAUAUACACACCCAGGGAACUAUUUUCCAAUACAGUCGUACCUUGGCUCCUGAAUGCCUUGGGAGUCGAAUGUUCCGGUUCCUGAACAAUCGAAAACCGGAAGUGAGUGUUCCGGUUUUCGAAUGUUCUUUUGGAAGCUGAACAUCCGACGGGGCUUCCUCAGCUUUUGAUUGGCUGCAGGAGCUUCCUGCAUUAAAACCCUAUACAGAUGCCAGUAUGCACAUGUGAAAUGUCAUAGGAUAAAUCCUCAAAUUAGUCUGAUGUGCUGGAGAGGUUCUAAACAGAUUGGAUCAUACUACGGCAGGUGAUGGGACUGCAAACGUACACAACCGUUUUUGGAACCAGGUUUUUAUGAGGGUUUCCACUAUUACAAGACACAUAUUGCACCCUGAUUCUUAAGCUUGCUCUCCUAAAUUAUAAGGAUUUUAAUGUUCAAAGACUUGUAAUAUUCCUCACAGCUGUAAGUAGACCUCUAUUAACCCAACACUGGAAAAUGGCUAGGAUAUACAGCACACUGCCCUUAUGGAAAAAAAUUGCAGAACAUCUUGGAUCCUUAAAAAAAUAUGGAAAGUAAAGAUUACUUUUAAACUGUUUGGAACAACUCUUUACCUGGGCUUCUGACACACGAGAUGGUAUAUUUUGGGACCCCCCAUUUCUUUUUAAUUGUUAGUUGCUUUAGUUUUUAAUACUGUGUUUUAAUGUAAUAACCUGCCCUUGACCUUAGGGUAAAGGGUGGGUAAAUAAUAAGUAAUAAUAAGUUGAGAAGAUGCAUUCUUGUUGGUAUUUGUCUGUCUGGAGAGACAAUGGAGUGCGCCUCCAGGGGUGAAGUCAAACCACUGUGUUAGCAGCAACUAAGUGACCCCUUGAGGCACAAGCCUGGGCAGUGUGUAUGGAGGUCCAGGGCUGCCCGGAUGACAAGAUCCCCCCUCUUGGCCUUGCAGAUGUGGUCCAAAGGAAAUCAGAACAAUACAUUUGGCACCAGCUUGACUGCAGGAAACCCACAAGGUGCCAUCCAACCACUUUAGGGACUCCACGCCAGAUUUGUGUAGGGUUUACUUAGGCUUUUCCUUCUCCCAAUUAUGUCCCACAAGGCAGAGGAGGUUUAGGAUCAGAGUUUUCCUUCUCCUAGAUGGGCUAUCUUUCCAGGUUGCUGGACACUGCUUGAACCCUUCUGAAGACGUGUGCAUGCACACAAAAGCUCAUACCAAGAACAAACUUAGUUGGUCUCUAAGGAGGUAAAGGUAAAGGGACUCCUGACCAUUAGGUCCAGUCGUGACCGACUCUGGGGUUGCGGUGCUCAUCUCGCUUUAUUGGCCAAGAGAGCCAAUGUUUGUCCGCAGACAGUUUUUCCAGGUAAUGUGGCCAGCAUGACUAAGCCGCUUCUGGCGAAACCAGAGCAGCGCACGGAAAUGCCAUUUACCUUCCCGCCACACCGGUACCUAUUUAUCUACUUGCACUUUGAUGUGCUUUCGAACUGCUAGAUUGGCAGGAGCAAGGACUGAGCAACGGGAGCUCACCCCGUCUCGGGGAUUCGAACCGCCGACCUUCUGAUCGGCAAGUCCUAGUGCUACUAGACUAUUUUUUUAUUUCUAUAUACAGUCAUACCUCGGGUUGAAGUAGCUUCGGGAUGAGUAUUUUCGGGUUGUACGCUGCGGCAACCCGGAAGUAACGGAGCGCGUGCGCAGAUGGUCAAAAUGACGGCAUGUACGGAUGUGGCGAAUCGCGAGCCGCGCAAAUGCGGAUCAUGUUCGCAUCCAGAGGUACCACUGUAUAUAUUUCUACUGCGUCAGACCAACACGGCUACCUACCUGAAUCUUGAACCCUUCCAGACAGAGCAGGGUAUGUAAGCUGUGAUCCCUCCAAUGACUGGAGCUGAUGGGAGUUGUAGUCCACCGGCAUUUGAAGGGCCAGAGCUCCCCCACCCCUGCAACAGAGAAUUAAUGACACUUUCCCUGCUACGUGCUGUUCUUUCCCGCCUGCAGGAGCCAAGGGACUUCCUUCCCUAAUUUUACAAUGGCAUCGUGGCUGGAGACCAGGCCAGAUCAAUCAGUUAGAAACGGCUGGACUCUGGGCAGAGAACUCCCCAAGUGAGAACUCUCUCGCCUUUUCUUUUGUUUCCUUCUCUGAAAUUUGGCCGGCCUCAUCGCUGCCUCGGUGAUGAUAAUUGGGGAACGCGAACCCAGCCGGGCCUGUCGACCUGAUUCCCAAGCGGAAACAUAGCCAGUGUUGCGUGUUGUGACACUUCUCGAGUAUGUGCCUGGUAGGACUUUAUUUAAAAAAGAAAUGCUUUGAGAAACAGCGUAUGAGCUGGUGAGGUGGAGACUUUAGCUUGUGCCGUGCCCGUUUUGCCAGCAGAAAUCAACAUGCCAAAGAAUCUGUUCUGCCGCCCUGGGCUCCUUCAGCAGGAAGGGUGGGAUAUUAGUCGAGAUAAUAAGAAUAAUAAUGCAAAUAAAUAAACAAACAAACAAGUAAAUAAAUAAGAGGGUCUGAAAGACUCUGAAGUUGGUGUGAUCUUGAUCUUUUAAUGUAAGGUAAAGGUAAAGGGACCCCUGACCAUUAGGUCCAGGCGUGGCCGACUCUGGGGUUGUGACGCUCAUCUCGAUUUAUUGGCAAAGGGAGCCGGCAUACAGCUUCCGGGUCAUGUGGCCAGCAUGACUAAGCCGCUUCUGGCGAACCAGAGCAGUGCACGGAAACACCGUUUACCUUCCCACCAGAGUGAUACCUAUUUAUCUACUUGCACUUUGACGUGCUUUCGAACUGCUAGGUUGGCAGGAGCAGGGACUGAGCAACGGGAGCUCACCCCGUCGUAGGGAUUCGAACCGCCAACCUUCUGAUCAGCAAGUCCUAGGCUCUGUGGUUUAACCCACAGCGCCACCCGCAUCCCUUUUAAUCUUUUAAUGUAGUUCCUUACCUUCUUUUUUCUUGGCUUAGAGCAGAGUUCGGGAAUGUCAAGUUUGAAAACUGCCCUCGAGGCCUUUCUCUCUGGUCCUCAGGACUGUUGCCAGGUGGCACUCCUCACUGGGCCCUUGUUUGCAUCCCCCUGGAGUGUUUUUGCCAGGCUAGUCUUUGCCCUUGAAUACCGAUGAUGCCUCUCGCUUGUCUGGAUGGAGCUGUGUGUGCAACGGUCUCUUAGUGCAGCUAUGUUGGGUAGGGUGGGGUGUGAGACAAGGACCGUGGAAUGGCAGAGUUAAAAGUAUAGAGGCAUUAGUGUGGUAGUAUUGGAGAAGCAUUACUGAACAACUGAUAAAGCGUGGUGGUCCAGGGUAAAUCCACUUCAAAUGUGCUGCUCAUGGAUGAAUGACAGGCUGCUGCAUACACGAUAAAACAGCGGUCUUGAUGAGACCCAGUUCUGUUGAUCUUCUGCUGUGUGUUUUUCAUUGGCCACGGUGGUGUGGAGAGCAGCGUGGAUUUAACAAGGAUCUGCCACAGGUUGCAUUGGGACCUUCCCAUUGCCUCGUCUCCAAGAUCAGUGGGUGGAGGCUUAUUCAGUCUGCCUGCUUGAGAUGAUCCUUUUAUUCUCUCUUGUGGCUGGCCUGAGCCUCCUGGCUCCAAGGUCCCUCUCUUGCCCUUCCUUCUCUCCUUUGGCUGUUAAAUCUGAAUAAAGCUUAAAGGACUGCAUCGGGUGGAUUGCCAAAUUCUAUCCCCCCCCCCCCCCACCGGCAUGGAUACCAGACUUUUCCAUUGAGGCAUCCUCUCCAGAAAGUCAAGGUUAUUGGUUUUUUUGCUCCAUAUGGCAAUGUGUUGAUUAGGAAGCUCUCAGCUGGCUCAAGUAAUAAAACCUGGCUACCUCGGGAGCCAAGGGGACUCAGCUUGCAGAGGCAAGAGGAAGGGAGUUCUGGCCUGUGUUGACUGCUAGAUCAGGGGUGGGCACCCUUUUUGAUGCCCUCUUGCAAUGGGCUGUGUUCAGCAGUUGGUGACCAUACUCCCAGAGCCAGCAGCAUGUGGAGCCAUUCAUUCCCCACUCUGAUUUCUCUCUCUCUCUCUCUCUCUCUCUCUCUCUCUCUCUUUCUCUUCGUCUCUUGCGCUCUCACUCUUGAUGCUGAUUUGUGAUGGAGAUGAAAGUGUGGAGGCAUCCCUGCAAACACUCAUGCUCUCCUCAGCCUGCCAAGCAGCUUUUCGGCCUGAGAGGAAGGUGGUUUUACUUGGAGAGGAAGGUGCACAGGGGUGGACCCUCCCUGAGUUACACUCUCCACCCAGGCAGCAAAGUUCAGUAGGGAGGAGAGAGAAAUUUAGUGGAGGGGUGGGGCGGUGUCUGCAGGUGGUCUUCCAUUGUCCUUCAAGUGCUGUCUGUAUCCUGUGACAGCUAGAGGAACGCAGAAUGUGAUAGUUACAACCGUAGAAUUCACUCCCACAAGAUGCUUGACGGCCGCCGGUUUAGAUGGUUUUGAAAGAGGCGUGGGGCAAUUUCACAGAGCAAUAGAGCUGUGUUUGAGUACCUCCACUCUCAGAGGCAGAAACUCUUCUGAAUACCAGUUGCUGGAAACCACAGGAAGGGAGACCUCUUUUGUGGUCCUCCAGGCUUGCUUGCAGGCUUCCCACAAGCGUUUGGUUGCACACUUUGAGAACAGGAUGCUGGACUCGAUGAGCCACUGGCCUGAUCCUGCAGCCAGGCUCUUCUGAUGUCCUUAUUUGUCCCGACAAGCUUCCACAGAAGCAGGACAGGGCUACUUUUUCUUCCAAGCCCCCGAGAACCAAACAUUAACCUUGAACUGAACCGUCUCUGCUAUCUACCCAGCCACGAAGAAGCCAAGUGAUGCAGCAGGAGCCAAGCGCCUCCUGGAUUUUAAUCUAAUUUGAGUUGUUUUGCUUCCAAAUACCGGAUAACAACCAAGGCUAUUAAAGAGUGCCGCAGACCUCACCCCCCGGGGGGUGCAUUUAAUCGCUGCAAUAUUGCUUUUAAUAACCAUUUUAAUUAAGGCCUUCAUUUUCGAGAUCGGUGCUGACCCAGGGAUUCCAGCUCUGUCAAAUUUCCAGCUGGCCCUUUUGCUGGUCGAGGAUUUAGGAGGAAAUUGCUGUGAAUAAAACGGCAUUGACUGAGGCGGGCAGGGACCCUCCAGGACAAAUUUUGAUCGAGGGGAAUGGGUAGGCCAGAGGCGUUUUUCCUCUCGACUGUGAAUUCUUCUGUGCAAUUUGUUUCUCCACUUGCUUAGGGGGAUGCUGUGUCAGAGGAGAAAAUAUCUUUGGGCAGGGAAGGGCUGAAUUAAAAAAACAACAACCCCAAAUUGCACGCAGAAUUAUGUCUAGUAGCAUGCCCUACUUUACAGAGGACGGUCCUCUGGUUUUGAACCAGUCCAAUACCACAAUGACACUAUACAUUUAAAGCACUAUGAUGCUAUUUUAAAAUAAGUUGGAGGGGAUUGUGUAUGUCCCUGAGCUUCUUGUAGGGAAAAUGUUAUCAGUUUAUUCCAAUUGCGGAAUCCUUUUCAUUUCUUUCUUUUUUUUGAUUGCUGAAUUGAUGUGGCCCUGGUACAGACUUUUAGUACUGGAGACAGGCUGAGCAGGAUUGCCCUCCUUCCUCGCUCUUGGCUCCUAUCACGUUACAAUCUGGAUCACGGAAAGAUACCGAUUAGCCAUCGUGUGUGCAGAUAAACCUGCCCCCUGGUCCUCUCCCCUAAGCACCUUUCCCCAGGCAUGCCACGCCACCGAAGCAAUCCAUUACUGAGCCAAAGUGAGAGCCAAAGGUUAAUUUUAGUGGCACAGUGGGCUGGGUGGCUGCUGGUUCCCAGGCUGCGUCACGGGUUUAUCCGCCCAAGUCUCUGCCGUCUGCUGCCGGGUAUUAAGCAACAGGCUAAGUCAGGGGCUUGGAAGUGUUAUGCCUCUUCUUCCCCCAUUACGGAAGCCACGCAAAUGUGGAAGCGGUUUCAUUAUGGCGGCGGGAGAGUUUUUUGCUUCCUCAACCCCCAGCUGGAAUUCUUGAAGGGCUUGGCCCGAAGUUUCUGCUUAAUCAAAUGCACUUGGUUUGAUUUUGGGACGCGAGGAAUACCGAUCCCGUUAUGGGCAUUGGGAGCUGCUUCAACCGGACGUCAGAUCCCAUCUUCACCAUUGUGUGGGUACCGCGCAGAGACGUAUCCUUGUUGCUUGCCCUCAGCCUCUUGUAGAUUUUAGCUUGACUUUCUGGGGAGGAGGAAGCGUUGGGUUGUAAGUCUCAGUAGUGCAAGCGUUGUUUUGUUUCGGGAAGAAACAUAAAGGUUUGUGUCCUGUUCUAUCCUGCCAUUGAAAUUAUUGGUCAUGGCUAACUUAGGUCCAUUAAUUUUUGUGGGUUAACUCUCAGUAAAACCUAGUGUGGUGUGGUUUGAGUGCACAUUUUAAGAAUAUGCAUUCAUCGUAGUUAUGCUUAGACUAGACCCAGCUGAGUCAUGUCCAUUAGCUUCAGAGGACGCACUUUGCAUAGGACUGUCAUUGGAUUCAACCUGAAACCUUUGCCUCUUGGCUGAAUCUGAUAGUGUGGCGAGACUGAGAUCCGGCCAAACAAGGCUGGUAAGGGGAGUGCCUCCAAGGAGGUCCAACUAUUCUUUCUCAUCUCCCCCAGUGCUGCAUACUCUGACCGGCAGCACCUCUCCAGGGUCUUGGGGAGAGAAAGGUUGUUUUCCAUCAACUGCUUUCUGAGAUCCUUCUAAGCAAGGAAACCAGGAACUGUUGUUGUUGUUGUUGUAUCCUUGAUUUUUAACAACGUGUGUCAAUGACUGUUUCUCCUUUUUAUACUACUUGACUUUUUGUUUGCUGUUCUAAAUGUUUCAGUUACUCUGAUUUUUUAAAUAUACAUUUUGCCGAGAGUGGUUGUAAGCAGAGAAGCAAACUGGCUUUGUUUGUAUGAGCAGCAGGGGAAAUGACAUGGUGUUUUUUCCCCUUUCUUUCCCUCUUGCAGAGUCACUGUGAGCCCACGACAGAACUUGCCACGCAUCGCGUUAAAGGGGACUUUCCAGGGCGCGAAAGUGGUUCGGGGCCCCGACUGGGAAUGGGGUAACCAGGACGGUGAGGUGCUUUUUGCCUUUUAGGGGAGUGGGAGUUGGCUCCUUGUGAUGUGGGCAGAGAAGUUCUAUAUUCCAGACAAGAAGCGAGAUGCUCUUUCCCUCAUGGAUCUGUAGGGAGGGCCUUGGGCAAAUACAUUUCCUUUAAUCUGCAUGGUGGCUUGCGCUCAGCCAAGUUUUACUCAGCGUAGACCUGCUGAAAAUCAAUGGGCCUCAGUAUGUCAGGUCCAUCGAUUCGAAUGGGUCCGCUCUGAAUGAGCGAAAGUUGCACUAGUUCUGUGGAGCCUUGCAAAAUAAAACAAAAAUAACAAACCCUUGAAACUUUGGGCUCUCACACACGUCCCGUUUGCCCCGCCUCUUUCCCCUGGGAAAACCCACGUUUUCCAUGGAUUACUGCCUUCCAGGCGAAAGCAGCAGGGCAAAGGCAAGACUGCAAUUACCCAUGUCUAGAAAGCAUGAGACAAGCAGAAAAUGGUUUGGUCUUGUGCUUUCUAGGCAUGAGAGAAGCAGAACACACCCUGUUGCCUGCAACCCAAAAGGCAUAAUUUAGAUGCAAAUAAUAAUAGCACAGUUAAUACAGGCGCCGAAGAGGAGAGAAACUGGAAGUUGACAAUAUCAGUAUGACGGGGGAUGUCAACACAACCAUGUUCUAAGGCGUGCGGCAGGUACAGUUUGGCCUGCAAGGUCUUUGUUUGUGUGUUGGAUGCUUUUAGUAUUGUGUACCUGUUUGCACCCUGUUAUUAUUUAUUCAGUUUAAAUAACACCCUUUAUCAGAAGAUCCCAGGGCAGUGUACAACAUUAAAAACACAUUACAGAACAUCAAUAAUAAAAACAUAAUUAAAAAAAACAUAAUAACAGAUGGCCUAAUAAUAAAAUAAUCAUCAUAAUAACAGUCCAAUCCCCCACAUUUUCACAGGCCAUAGGCCAUAGGCCUGGGUAAAGAGGAUUUGAAUUAUUAAAUUAAAUAACAAACCAAACAAAUGGUGCACAUAGCUUUAGACAUAACCUGAAAAUAAAUGAAGAAAAUGAUGUCAGGAUACAUUUUCUACUCUGCGUAGGACUAGUAUUGGAGACUAGUGCCCUAAAUUUCGUAAACCCGGUGUGUGAUUGAUUAAAUCUAAGGGCCCGAGCUACAGGGUUGAAUUAUUUCCUCUGCUUAAGGGGGGUGGUGCUGUAAGAAGUGAGUAGCGUGUCAAGAAAAAGACCACACUUUGUCUCUGGAACCUUCUUGCAACUGCUUGCAGUGGGACAAUCUAAGUGAGGGCUACUCAGUGGGCUUUAGAAGAACAGCAGGAGAGUCCCAGUGGAUCAGGCUGAGGGUCUAUCCAGUCCAAUAUCCUAUUUUUGCCCAUUAUGGGAAUCUCAUCAGCAAGGCCAGAAUGCUUGUGGAUCAAUCCCCACUCUCAGCAAACAGUUUCGCUUGGUUCAGGACCCGGUAAACGGUAUAAAAACAGACGGGGUGACGUAUCCAACAAGAUCAUAUCCAGCAAAAUAAAUGGACUUGAGGCAGUCAUGCCCAUUGAUCUCAGUAGGUCUACUCCUGAGUAUGGCUUGGUUGGUUUAACACCCAAAUGUGUUAAUAUUUGCACAACUUAGGCCACUUCCGCACCACACAUUCAAAUCACUGCGAUACCACUUUAACCAUCACGGCUUCCCCCAAAGAAUCUUGGGAGUUGUAGUUUGUUAAGGGUGCUCUGAGCUGUUAGGAGACCCCUAUUUCCUUUACAGACCCGCACUUCUCAGAGUGGUUUGGCAAUUAAACCCUCUUCUCAGGGACGGCUGUGGGCAGAAUUCCUGCAUUGCAGGGAUUGGACGAGAUGAUCCUUGGGGGUCUCAUUCAACUCAUACAAUUCUGUGAUUCUAUUACAGUGGUACCUCGGGUUACAUACAAUUCAGGUUACAUACGCUUCAGUUACAGACUCCGCUAACCCAGAAAUAGUACCUCGGGUUAAGAACUUUGCUUCAGAAUGAGAACAGAAAUCGUGCAGCGGCAGCGCAGCAGCAGCAGGAGGCCCCAUUAGCUAAAGUGGUACCUCAGGCUAAGAACAGUUUCAGGUUAAGAACAGACCUCUGGAACAAAUUAAGUUCUUAACCCAAGGUACCAUUGUAUUCUAACUCUGGGAAUUGUAGUUUUGCGAGUCGUGUAACAACUCUCCACACCCUUAAACUAUAGCUCCCGGGAUUCUUUGGAGGGAGUGUAAGCCAUGACUAUUAAAGGGAUGGAGCACUUUAAACAUAUUUUGCAAAUGCAGCCCGUGUUUGUUUUAUUGCGCGGUUGGAAUUUUGAGAAUCCUCUGCCACGCAAGGAGGCUGGAUUCGAACAGGUUCCCUUUGUGUAUGUGGCCUUAUUACUCCACUCCCCGCACCCCCGAAGGCAGGCGACCUGACAGGACUGGAGACGUGCAGCCACUGGGUCAGACAGGCUCCACUCUUGACCUCUUAAGCUCCCCUUCUCCGGCGAGGGAUUCUUCCUGCCUGCCGUUUCCCAGGGAACUUCUUUCUAAUCUUUGGGGCUUUGUUGCAGUUAGAGCCACGGAAGGUCGUGAUCUGCAGAUGGCCUCACAUAAGCCGUCUCAACCUCCUGGCAAAGAGCUUGAGAUGAAAACCUGCGUGUGUGUGUUACGGAUGGGGGAGAAUGGCUGAAUUGGCACGUUUCAACUGUGCUCUGUUCUUAUCCCUGCGGACAGGUGGCGAAGGCAAAGCCGGGCGUGUGGUUGACAUCCGUGGCUGGGAUGUGGAAACCGGGCGGAGCGUGGCCAGCGUGACGUGGGCCGACGGCACCACAAACGUGUACCGAGUCGGGCACAAGGGGAAAGUGGACCUGAAGUGCGUUGCAGAAGUGACGGGGGGCUUUUACUACAAGGAACAUCUCCCCAGAUUAGGUACGUGUGUGAAACCCUCUCAGGGAAGGGGUGUGUGAAAUUUACGCAUUGAGUACAAUGUAAUUUGCACUGCGGUUGUGCUAAAUGCUGGUCUCUAAUAGCACACUUUGGGGGGUUUUUUGCACCAACUUAGGGAUGUGUUGGGGGAACAAGCUUUCUUUAAAAGCAAAAACAAAACCCACGCACUGAUUUAUGAGCUGAAGAGAAAAUCGGGCUGUUGUUCAUUCUAAUUCCUUUUUUUUAAAUAUAAUUUUUUAUUAGUUUUUUAACAUAUCAUUUUCAACAGUAAUUAAACAUACUUUUACAUCUUAUUCAAAUUUUUUUGAUUUCCAACAAUCCUGUCUGAAAAUUUUCCAAUCUAAUCUCUCAGUAUGCAUUUCUUAUCUUCCCUAUUACAUUUCAAACUCAUAACCAACAUCUCUAUCUUUUUAUACUUUGUAACACUUCGUAUAUUUCUCCUUACAAAACUUCUUGUAGUCCUACUAGCGUAAUUUGUUGAUUACAGUUGUUCAUUCUAAUUCCAAUGCUCCAAACUGUGAGUGCCAUUCAUUUUGUAGCCCGAAUGGCACCACGUGCAGGUUUUGGGGAAUCCAGGGUUUGCAGGAAAAAGGAAAAAGUUCUGAAAAGAGGAGGGUCUCCCUAAAAAAUUAAAAUAACACCCUCUCAAGUAAACAUGGAUUGCUGAGUGAUUUGAGAGUGGGUCAGAGAGGAGGGGAGUGGAAUUGAACAGCAGCAGCUCCUACAUGCAGCAUUUUUUGCCUCUGGUCUUGCUUUUAGAGAUUGCCCAUCUACCCCAGGAUUUAGUUUGUUGUCUGAACGCACUCAAGAUGUAAAAUUGUGCAUUCCGCUGUCGGCAGCUGCUCUUUCUCUCUCUUUCUGCAGGUAAGCCGGCCGAGUUGCAGAAGAAAGAGAGCACUGAAAGGCACCCGUUCCAGCAUGGGGACAAAGUGAAAUGCCUUUUGGACAUCGACAUCUUACGAGAGAUGCAGGAAGGGCACGGGGGAUGGAACCCGAAAAUGGCUGAGGUAGGGGACCGCAUUUUUUUAAAAAAAAGAAUUUGGGGGGGUGGGGCUUUAAACUGGGAGGAGGUCCAAAAACUCCAGGGGGAUUGAGCAUGCUCAGUGGCCACAGAAUUGUGAUUGACUGUUGGUUGGCGAAGAAUGGAACAGAAUCCUAGACAGGGAGGUCUCCACGCUGCAACAUUUUGUUGCCGUUCUCAUUUGUGCUAUCCAUUUUUUAAAUAAUAUAUUUUCUACUGCUGCAGGAGUUUGUAUUCAGCUAAGCCAGUGCAGUAUAGUGGUUAGAGUCCUGGAUUGGAUCUAGGAGGAGACAAGGGUUCAUAUCCCCACUCCACCAUGAAACCUGCUGGAUAAACUUGGGCUAGUCAGUCUCUCUCAGCCUAACCUAUCUAUAGAAUGUAAAUCUGAAGAAGAAGAAGAAGAAGAAGAAGAAGAAGAAGAAGAAGAAGAAGAAGAAGUUGUUGCACAUGGGGUAGACCCAUUGAAAGCAUUGGACCCAAGUUAAUUUCAGUGGACCUGAUCUGAGUAGGAUUAACAUUGCAUACAACUGAAGGAGUGAUCCGAUGUGCCAGUGUGGUGUAGUGGUUAAGAGCGGUAGUCUCGUAAUCUGGGGAACCGGGUUCGCGUCUCCGCUCCUCCACAUGCAGCUGCUGGGUGACCUUGGGCUAGUCACACUUCACUGAAGUCUCUCGGCCCCACUCACCUCACAGAGUGUUUGUUGUGGGAGAGGAAGGGAAAGGAGAAUGUUAGCCGCUUUGAGACUCCUUAAAGGGAGUGAAAGGCGGGAUAUCAAAUCCAAACUCUUCUUCUUCUUCUUCUUCUUCUCCUGUUAGUGUGCUACCAAAGCUUACUGUUCCCGUUGUGCGUGCGGGUGUAAGAGAAAAUUAUAUGUGCUUAUAUGAGAAUAUUAAUGUUUCAUGUUACUUUUUAAUGGAAUAAUAUGCAGGCGAGACUCAAUGUACAUGGGGGUUACAUUCAAAAUCCAAAUCGUGUAUAGUCAAAAUCCAUUGGGUUCAAUGGCAGGCAGGAUUCAUAGAGUCAUAGAAUCAUAGAGUUGGAAGAGACCACAAGGGCCAUCGAGUCCAACCCCCUGCCAAGCAGGAAACACCAUUAGAGCACUCCUGACAUAUGGUUGUCAAGCCUCUGCUUAAAGACCUCCAAAGAAGGAGACUCCACCACACUCCUUGGCAGCAAAUUCCACUGUCGAACAGCUCUUACUGUCAGGAAGUUCUUCCUAAUGUUUAGGUGGAAUCUUCUUUCUUGUAGUUUGGAUCCAUUGCUCCGUGUCCGCUUCUCUGGAGCAGCAGAAAACAACCUUUCUCCCUCCUCUAUGUGACAUCCUUUUAUAUAUUUGAACAUGGCUAUCAUGCCAAAGUCUUUUUUCCCAGAAGCUUGCCCCCUGUCCACCCCCUUGGUUUUUUGGUUUUUGUGUGUGUGUCGAGUGUUUAAAGGUGAAUGCACGCAAGUUAAAUGCGGGUAAGUCACUUGGAGACUUUGAUCACCAUUCGCCAGCAAAAGAUAAAUCUUAAGAAAUAAUAAUAACUGUUUGUGUUUUAUAAUAAUAAUAAUAAUAACUUGUGUUUUAAACAUCUGUUGCUUUGAUCCAUGAAUAUUAUUCUGGCCAUGGACUUUAGCAAUGAAUAUUUCAGCAGUUUGAAAAUGUAUUUGUGAGCGAGGAGGGGCUACUGGCUUGCUGCAGGGGAGGCGUCCGAUGGUAAAAGCUCGCAUUUCUUGCUUUCAAAUGACAACCUUUAAUUUUCUCUCUCCUCAUCUCCCCGCUCCUCCCCAAUACUUCUCCGUUCCUUUCCUUCCAAAGUUCAUUGGCCAAACAGGAACUGUCCACAGAAUCACAGACAGAGGAGACGUCAGAGUCCAGUUCAAUAGCGAUACCCGUUGGACGUUCCAUCCAGGUGCUCUGACCAAGGUGAGUGCGGCUGACGCAUCCUGGCGAUGGAUCUAAAAAUUGUGCCGUAGUUCAUAGACGGAUUGGGGGGAGGGGAAGGAGAGGGAAUAGAAGAAGACCCUAUUAGCAGGAGAAUAACAUUUGUUGGUUGAUGUAUUAUUAGGGGUUGCUGCAACAUGUCACUGACGCAAUAGCAGUACAUUAGUGGUGAAUUUAUACUGGACUGUCCACAUGUCCUUUUGCUUUAUUAGUUGUUCCAUGAUGCUUCCCCAAAGUCACUAUGUUAUUGCCCCCGCAGAUCUUUGUUUUGUCCCAGCAAGUGUAUAUCUCAGUGAGUUAUCAAGAAUUGGUCAUUGUCACAUUCGUGGACAGUUGUCAACAAAUCCUUCCCCCUGCCCAAGUGACACAUGUGAAGCUGUGUAGAGAUACACCGAUAAGAUGUUGGCAGUUGCUGAAUUCUGACGUUCAGCGUUUGCUUGCUGUUGUGUGGAAGGAGUGGGGAGAAAGGCGAUCUGCUUUCUCUCUGGCUGUCCUUGGCUCCAGCACAAGUUCUGACAAGCAACUCUCUUUGUCAGCGGCAGUUCUGAGUGCCUUGCUCUUGAUAAGGGGUACUCCCGAAGCACUCUCUCCCGCACACCAGAUCCAGGAACAUCGUAAGUGACAAUGUCCUGGCCAGGGCAGCUCCUGGCACACAGCUUGAGUCUUGAUGGCAGAUUCCUAGUGAGAGGGUGCUCGAUGGCAUUACCCUCCUCCCUUGCCAAUGUCAGUGGCAGUUGUGGCUGUCUCACCCUCCCCACCAGAAGCCCUUUGUUAAUCAAAGUGAAGUUUAAUCAGUUGCUCGAUUAAAGGAACAAGAAACACAUGAUCGAAGGAAAAAGCUGGCUACCUGUUGUUGUUUUGUAAGCAAUGGAGAUGUUCAUGGAAGAGCAGCCCCGUUCCUGUUUGAACAAGGGUAGUCUCUAUUUUGCUUUAGUUUCUAUUGAGUAUAUUGCUCAAGAACUUGGAUGGGGGGGCCACAACCCCCCUAUCUGUUGCUGUAAACUCCAGCUCCCAUGACCCAUCAUUAGUUCUGACCAUUGGUCAUGCUGGCUGGGGCUGGCUGAUGCUGGGAAUCCAACAGCAUCUGGAGGGCCAAAUCUUGUUCCCAAUCCCUGGUCUUUAAGAGAACCUAAACACAUGUCCAUUUAAAGCACACAGCGUAAAGAGAAAACAGGAGGUCCCCUCACGCAGAAAUCAACUAACUUCACUUCCUUUAAUUUAAAGGGCAUAUGUUUGUCUGAGAUGGGGGGGGGAUGGGACCCACAUACAGGGAUCUAUAAACAAUGUUAAGAAAUGGUAGAUACUAGGAGCCUCUCACCUAGCGUUCCUUGGGAAUUAUAAGAAACCACCAGAUCUGUGCAGUUUUGAAAACGGUGGUUGAAACUGAGGCAGCUUUGAAAGGUUCAGUGAGUCCGCCAUCUUGAUUCAAAAUGGUGUCCACAAAAAACCCACUGUGGAGGCAAGUCUGGAGGGCCCGUGACUGGGUUAAAAGGCCCUACGAAUGUUUGCCAAAAUCUUACCCAGGGACGGUCACCGCCACCAUCCUGCAUCUCCGCGGUUAAUGCUUGAUGAAUUUAGCUGUCUAUAAAAUAUAAUAACAAUAAUUAAUAAUAGUACUUACAUAAUUAUUUGUACCCCAUCCAUCUGGGUUGCUCCAGCCGCUUUGGGCAGCUGUGUAUAUUAUAUUAUUUUAUAAUAUAAAAUAUAUUCUAUAUCUCUCUCUCUCUCUUUCUUUCCUAUGAUUCCUUUCUCCCCCACGCACCGAAAAGAAAAAAGCUUCUGAUUUUCUUUUUCCUUGUAGCUCAACACCUUUUGGGUUGAUGAUGUUGUCCGGGUGAUAGAUGAUAUGGAAAGAAUCAAGCAGUUGCAAGCUGGUCACGGGGAGUGGACUGAUGAAAUGACCCCUGUGAGUGUCCUUCUAUUCCAAGACAGCGCAGUUACUUAAAACAAUCCAGUCCAUGCUUUUCCGCUCUCCCCUCUCCCCUGGUGUGUUAAAAUUCGAAUGCAGCUCUCUGAAAUUUUAACAGCUGCCACCAUGUUUUAAACAAGAGCAGUGAGGGCUGAUGGACCAGUAGGGGAAGGGCUCACUGGUAGAUCAUCCGCUUUGCAUGCAGGAGGUCCCAAGUUCAGUCCCUGGCAUCACUGGGAGAGGCAGCUGUCUGAAACCCUGGAGAGCUGCUGCCAGACAGUGCAGACAGUACUGAGUUAGGCAGCUUCCAGAGUUCCUAACAUCAGCUCUGCCCACUGAUUGGCUUCUGCCCAAGCUGACCCCGGCAAAGGGGUCUUCAAUCCCAUCUUGCCCACUACAAAAUCUUUGCCUUAUUAUGUCCCCCGGCCAGUGCGGUAUAGUGGUUAGAGCAGUGGGGGCCAAACUUGGCCCUCCAGCUGUUUUUGGACUACAACUCCCAUCAUCCCUAGCCAACAGGACCAGUGGUCAGGGAUGAUGGGAAUUGUAGUCCCAAAACAGCUGUAGGGCCAAGUUUUGCCACUACGGGGUUAGAGGGUCAGGCUAACACCUGGGAGAUCAGGGUUCAAAUCCCCACUCAGCCAUGAAGCUCACUUGGGCCAGUCACUGCUUCUCAGCCUAUCCUACCUCACAGGGUUGUUGUGGGGAUUAAAUGAGGAGGUGGGGGGAACCUCAUAUGCCAGCUUGAGCAUCUUGGAGAAAUUAGGUGGGAUAUAAAUGAAACGAAAUAAAUAAAACACUGUUUCCCAGCUGACACACAAGCAAAGGAGAAGAAGCAUUCAGUGCUCACUUCCUGCACACAAAAUAUUUUUGGAUGCAACAUUUUAUUUUGUUAAUUCAGGAGACAUGUUCAUAUUUCCUCAGAGGUAUGUCCCACUUUGUUCAGUGAGGCUUACUCCCUAGUGAGUGGGUUUCUUUUUUUCUUUUUUAGGAUUGCAGCCUGACUUGAUUAAUUGGUUUGAUAAAUGAAUUUUUUAAAAAACCUCCAAAGUAUACAUUGCAUACAAUUUCUUUACUUUGUUUAGCAAGGCUUGCUCCCUAGUCAACAGUCUCAUGGUCAAGUGAACAAUAUAUACAUUUUGUAAAUGAAUCAUAAAAUGUCAAUGUGGUGGUGUCGUUUUUUAAAAAAGGAUUACAGCCUUGCUCAAAUGAUUAGAAUAAAUCCAUUUUUUUUAAAAACUCCAAAGCCUUCAUUAGGACAUCUAAAAUCAAAGAAUGAUUUCUCCCCCCUCUCUCUUUUCAUUUGUAUGCAGGAUUUUGAGUUGUGUGCAGAUUCACUGCAUUCGUUUUUAAUUGAUUGGAUCGCUGAUUCAUUCAGCAAGACAUUUUAGAAACCUGGUAACAGCCCUAAAGGGGGAAGCAUUCAAAAAUAUGACCAGUAUCUCACAUUCAACCCACAAAUCGUGACUUGUUCCACCCUUCUUGAGUUUUUGCACAGCCAGUAUAUUAUUCCAUAGCGCUUCAUGGUUUUGUUUUUUUCUGAGAAGGAGCUGAAUGACACACAUACCCUUUUUAAAAGCACCUGACUUCUCCUUGCAUUAAGGCUUUGCUGUCUUGGAAUCCCAUGUCCCAGGUGUGGGGGACCUUUGGCCCUCCAUAUUGCUGAACUGCCAGCUCCCAUCAUCCCUCUGACCAUUGUUCAAGCUUGCUAGGGCUGAUGGGAGUUGUAGUUCAGCAGCAACUGAAGGUUCCCCACACCUGCUAUAUAUUGCUCAGUGGCUAUGGAAUUUUGACUUGACAGUUGUGGGGAGGGGCGAUGGAAUGGUAUAUCCUGGAAAGGGGCAUGGCUGGCCAGCCAGUGAAAUGGAUGACACAUUCUUCAAAAGGACAUGGCUGGCUGGAGACAGGAGUACUCCACAAUGUAAUGUUCUGCUGCUUUUCUUACUUAGACAGAACAACAAGGAGUUUUUCCCCUCACCCCUCACGUUUCAAUUUUCCCUUUCCCUUUGCAGACCCUGGGACACAUUGGCAAGGUGAUCAAAGUGUUUGGAGAUGGGGACUUGCGGGUGUCUUUUGCAGGCCAGUCCUGGACCUUCAACCCCGCUUGCCUGACGGCCUACCAGAGGGAGGAAGAUGCAAACCUCAUGACCACCGAAGAUGCCAAGGAAUCUAAAAGUGAGGAGUCUGAAAGGAAAGCCGUAGCCAGCUUAGGAGGGAGGGGGAAAGCCUUUUAAUAAUCUGUACAGUGGUACCUCGGGUUACAUACGCUUCAGGUUACAGACUCCUCUAACCCAGAAAUAGUACCUCGGGUUAAGAACUUUGCUUCAGGAUGAGAACAGAAAUCGUGCUCUGGUGGCGCGGCGGCGGCAGCAGGAGGCCCCAUAGGCUAAAGUGGUGCUUCAGGUUAAGAACAGUUUCACGUUAAGAACGGACCUCCGGAAUGAAUUAAGUACGUAACCAGAGGUACCACUGUACUUUUCUGUCUAUAAAACGCCCCCUAAUUGAGGGGCUCAAAUUUAAGAAAAUGGGGGGGAGAUGGCACAGAGUUGUUGAGCUUUUUGGGGGGAGGGAAUAUCCACGGUUGUUGAGCAAUUGGGGGGGAGGGGAUGUGGAACUGAAUAUCACUCACCCAGCUGGCAAACGCCUACAAUUGCAAGCGACGCACGCCAAAUUGCCAAAGCGGAAGCCAAUCCAAAGCAGCCCUUGCUGCAUGGAAAAGUACGUUAAUUGGAGGAGUAUUUCCCAUCUCUCCAAACAGGCACGCUGCUCUCUGUGCUGGGAAGGCUGCUGACCCAAAAGAUGGAAGCGGACAGCCCGGGGCGGCUGGUCAUAGAGGCUGCACAUGGAAAUGCAUCCAAGGUCCGGGAACUGGUUCAGAAAUAUCCUGACAAGGCAAGUCGUCUCUGGCAACGGGGCAGAUAUUGUAUUUUUUAAAUGUCUUAAAACUUUGUGUGUGUGUGUGUGUUCAAAUUUGUUUUCAAAGUAUUUAUUUAUUAAAAAAUAAUCGCUGGGUUACAGCAAAACCUAGCCCUACUCAUAGCAGAACCCAUUGAAAUCAGAGUGGCUCCUAGGAUCAGAAGCGGCAAUGCCUCUUCGUUACCAUUCGCUCAAAACAGCAGGAGGAGGAGAGAGGUCUUUUCCUAUCGCAAAAUUUAUGUACCACUUUAUUGUGUUUAAAAAAAAAAGAGUUUUGAAGCAGUUUACAAAAGGAUAAAGCAAUAAAAAUUAUUGGUGAAAACAAUUAAAAUAACAAUUAAAAAAAUGCAGGUAGGCAAAUUAAGGCCCGGGGGCCAGAUCCGGCCAAUUGCCUUCUAAAUCUGGUCCACGGACAAUCCGGGAAUCAGUGUGUUUUUACAUGAGUAGAAUGUGUGCUUUUAUUUAAAAUUCAUCUCUGGGUUAUUUGUGGGGCAUAGGAAUUCGUUCAUUCCCCCCCCCCAAAAAAAAUAGUCCAGCCCCCCACAAGGUUUGAGGGACAGUGGACCGGCCCCCUGCUGAAAAAGUUUGCUGACCCCUGGACAUUAAAAAAACAACAACCCAAUAAUGGGUUGAAUCCAGUUAUGAGAUGUAAAUACAAACAACAGUAAGAACCUAAGUAGAGCCCUGCCGGUAGAUUAGGCUAAAGGUCCACCUGGUCCAGCAUCCUUUUCUCACAGAUACCAGCCGGAUGCCUUCAGGGAAGCCUGCAAAUGCCACAGCCACACUCUCCCCAGUUGAUUCCCAGGAACUGUGGUAGUCAGGGGAACUUGCGGAGACUUUUUAGCAAAGCAGCACCAGCAAUUUAGAACACCGUUCCCCUUGAAACCAGACAGAGACACCUGCACUUCUGCUAUUUCGUCACCUGCAGUAAACUUCUAAUUACCGUAUUUUUUGCUCUAUAAGACUCACUUUUUCCCUCCUAAAAAGUAAGGGGAAAUGCAUCUUAUGGAGUGAAUGCAGGCUGCGCAGCUAGCCCAGAAGCCAGAACAGCAAGAGGGAUUGCUGCUUUCAUUGCACAGCGAUCCCGCUUGCUGUUCUGGCUUCUGAGAUUCAGAAUAUUUUUUUUCUUGUUUUCCUCCUCCAAAAACUAGGUGCGUCUUGUGGUCUGGUGCGUCUUAUAGAGCGAAAAAUACGGUAAAUUUUAGGGAAUUACGGUAAUUUGAUUCAGGGUCAUUCACCUUGUUUUGUAAAUUUAUUGGUCUUCAUAAUUUUGUGGUUUUUAUGUUGCUGUUGCUUUGAGUUGGCUGUUUAUCGACCUUCUUUUUGAAUAAAUGAAACGAUGACCCUACCUUUUCUCAUCAGGUCGAUGUCAAAAACCAAGGCAGGACAGCCUUGCAAGUGGCCUCUUACCUGGGACAGGUGGAAGUGGUGAAGAUGCUGUUGCAGGCCCAUGCCAACAUCAACCUGUGGGACGAGGAAGGAGACACGGCUCUACAUUACGCAGCAUUUGGGUAGGUGGGGACCCCUGAGAACAGCUGUCACUCUUCCCCCCCCCUUUUUUUUCAUUUUAUUUAUUUAUUAACAUUCUUAUAUUACAUCGGUAAACAUUGUCAUAUUACAUUACAGGACUUACUAUAAUAUACCGUAUUUUUUGCUCUAUAAGACUCACUUUUUCCCUCCUAAAAAGUAAGGGGAAAUGUGUGUGCGUCUUAUGGAGUGAAUGCAGGCUGCACAGCUAUCCCAGAAGCCAGAACAGCAAGAGGGAUUGCUGCUUUCACUGCGCAGCGAUCCCUCUUGCUGUUCUGGCUUCCGAGAUUCAGAAUAUUUUUUUUCUUGUUUUCCUCCUCCAAAAAGUAGGUGCGUCUUGCGGUCUGGUGCGUCUUAUAGAGCGAAAAAUACGGUAAUUUCCAACAUGUAUACAAAAAUUAUAUACAAAUUUUAUAUACCUAAAAAGAAAAUGAAACAAAAAAAAAAGAACAAGGGAAAAAACCAAAAACAUUUUUUCCCAAAAAUCAUAUACAUACCAACACACUAGACUUCCCGUCUUUCCCGUUGUAUAUUCCUUUUAUACAAAUAAAUGUACUCUUAUUGUUGUAUAUUUCUUUACAUAUUAUCUAAUACAUUCCUAUAUCAAUAUGUGCUCUUAGUCGUAUUUCUCAACUCAGUCUCACUCCAACGUCAAUCAAAUGCUAGCAUAGAUAGCGAACCUUUACUGUAUUUUUGAACAUAUGUUUUAUAUCUAUCCCACUUUUCCAUAAAUUUUUGUUUUGAAUUGCCUCUCAGGGUAUUUGUUAACUGCGCCAUUUCAGCAAAUUCUUGUAGCUUGCACUGCCAGUCCGUUAUUGUCGGGGCUUCUUGUUCCUUCCACCCCUUUGCCACCAAAGUCCGAGCUGCGGCCGUUGCGUAUAAGAAUACCUCCCUAAAGGCCUUUGGAAUGUCCCUGCCAACAAUGCUUAACAGAAAUGCCUCUGGUCUUUUUAAAAAAGUUAUUCCAAACAUUUUUUUCAACUCCUCGUAAAUUAAGCCCCAGAACACUUUGAUCUUCCUACAUGGCCACCACAUAUGAUACAUGUCACCAUUACUCCCACCACACCUCCAACAAGUAUUCGCUAAUUUUUUAUACAUCUUCGAUAGUCUUGAGGGGGUGAGAUACCAUCUGUGCUGCCUAGUCCAAUGGAAGUUGGUCCACCAUGUGGCACUGCCUGCCUUCUUACUUACAACCAAUCAGGGUGCAGCUCUGUCUGGCUUUGCUCUGGCUCUGGCUCCCAUUGGUCUACCUGCCUUCCUCCCUGUCAACUUCAGAGGGAACCAGCCACCACUGACUUAAGACCCCUGGACUUAACCCCUGAGGAAUAAAUGUUUGUAAUAGGAAUCUAGGAACAGCUCCAAAAAGUUCUUCUAAGUCCUCCUUGCCGAUCACAGCAGGCCUAGUUCUAAUAAUAGCCUGUUCUAUUUAUAUACACCCUGUUUUCCUCAAAUCGGAAAAAGCCUAAAUAUGGCAGUACAAUUUAUUUAUUUGAAACUGCUUUUGUAGGGUGAUUCAGAGUAGACCCACUGAAGUUAAUAGGUGCAACCAACAUGGGUUCAGCCAUUUCAAUGGGUCUGCUCCAAGGAGUACUUCAAUGUACGCUUUUUUCUUGCAUUGUAAAAUUGCUUUGAGAUGCUUCAGAGUGUGAGACAGCUUUCUGUGUCUUAAGGCAGAGGUUUUCAAAGGUUGUGGCAGGAGGGAAUGCCAAGCGUGGCAGGAGGGAAUGCCAAGCGUGGCAGGAAGAUUCAAGGACAAUCAAAGAAACAUUUAAACAUUUCAGUGUUGCUACACUGAUAGGUAUCAAAAUAAUUCUUUUUAAUUUGCAGAAUAUGGAUAGCUAUAUUUUCAAAAUGAGAGCGGGGGCAUUGGCUACUCUUUUACAGUUCUCCACGACAUACAGUGGUGCCUCGCAAGACAAAAUUAAUCCGUUCCGCGAGUGUCUUCGUCUAGUGGUUUUUUCGUCUUGCGAAGCAACCCUAUUAGCGGCUUAACGGAUUAGCGCUAUUAGCGGUUUAGCGGCUAUUAAAGGCUUAGCGGAUUAGCUGCUAAAAGGCUAUUAAAGGCUUAGCAGCUUAGAUAAAAGGGGGGGGAAGUGAAAAAAAAAUCUUAAGACUCGCAAGACAUUUUCGUCUUGCGAAGCAAGCCCAUAGGGGAAUUCGUCCUGCGAAGCAACUCCAAAACGGAAAACCCUUUCGUCUAGCGGUUUUUCCGUCUUGCGAGGCAUUCGUCUUGCGGGGCACCACUGUACUGUUGUGAACAGGGAUUUUCAACUCUGAUCAAUAGGAAAGAUCAGAAAAGAGAGAGGCUUCUUCGUGUUGAUAAGGAGAUGAGAGUUUGUCUCAAAUUAGACCUAAUAUAAAUGAGCAAAACAAGCUUACACCUCUUCUUGAUUUUGUAUACAUAUUUAAGGUACAGACUCGUUUAGAAUUAUACUUUGGGAAUGAUUUGUGCUCUUGUUUUAUACUUUCUGGAUGCCCCAUGUUCAUAUUAUAAAGUAGUUGUGUUCUGUGUUAUAAAUAAUGCACUGCUAGGAGUUUUCUUGUUUUCCAAUGUAUUCCUUAUCAAUUAAAAAUAAGUGCGGUGGGAGCAAAUUUUUAUUCUGAAACUGUGACCCAGAGAAAAAAGUUUGAGAACCACCGUCUUUUUAUAUAUAUAUUAUUUAUGAUUUUCAAUUUCAUACAUUUCAAUAAAUUUACCAUCCUUUUAACAUUUCAAAACUUGAGUUCCCCCUCUUUAUGCUUUUCCUUAAAUUUAUUCUUAAUAUUUUCUGCAUAUCCAAAUUAACUUAGUUUGCUCAUUUAUUCAUCAACUUUAAAUAUAUACUCUUAUAAAACUGCAGGUUAUUACAAUAAUCCUGCAAUGUUCUUAUCUGUUUACAGUCUGUCUGUAAAUAUUCCACAAACCAUUUCCAUUGUUUUAUAAAACGUUUGUUAUCUUGAUUUCUUAUUUUUCCGGUAAGUUUUGCCAUUGCUGCAUCUUCCAUAAGUUUUUGUAUCCAUCUGAGAACCACUGUCUUAAGGGAAGGGCUGUAUCUCAGAGCAAGGGUGUUUGACGGUCCCACGUUCAGUCCCAGCAAUUUCCCAGGGGGAGAUGCCUGCAUGAAACCCUAGAGAGCUGCUGCCCGUCAGUGCAGACAAUAUUGAACCGUAUGGAACAAUGAUCUGCCUCAGCAGAAGGCAGCUUUCGGUGUUCCUCAACAUCUGUGGUCUGCCACUCUUUCCUCUUGACUUUUCACCCCUCUCGCUGUCCAGGAACCAAGCAGACGUAGCCCGCUUCCUGGUCAGCAAAGGGGCCAACGGCGAUCUCCGGAACAACGCCAAGUGCACAGCCCUGUACAUUGCCGUCAACAAAGGCUUCACGGAGGUCGUACAGGCUCUGUGCGAGCACAACUGCGACGUCAACCUGCCGGUGGGUUUUGUUUUGUUUUUUUCAUCUUUGCAUUUGCAUUCUGACUCAUGGAAUCAUAGAAUUAUAUUGAGUUGGAAGGGACCCUGGUGCAGGAAAUUUGCAGCUGCCCCACGUGGGGAUCGAACCUGUGACCUUGGUGUUAUCAGUACCACGCUCUAGCCAACUGAGCUGGUUGGGGGGAGGCAUGUUGUGUUGUGCCCAUCAGUGAAGUGGAGAUGAUCUGAGAGCUAACAGGCAAGGGCAUUAUGGAUUGAAAGUGGUUGGCACCUGCAGUGAUAGUAGCUAGCUUAGAGGACAUCAACAGGGGUUUAGGCACAUUGAUGGAGGGGAAGGCUGUCAUUGGCUGCUGCUCAGGACAUUAAUGGUGUCCCUGAAUUCAAGCUGCCGGGAAUCUUGGAGUGUGGGAAGAGCUGUUGUGCCCGGGUCCUGCUUGCAGGCUUCCUGUUGGCGUCUGUUGAGAACAGGAUGCUGGACUUAGAUGGGCCUUUGACUGGAUCCAGCAGCCGGGGGAUCUUCUUGUGUUCUUCUUAUUCACUGUACUCUCCCUGAGUGGCUUUGAAAAGGGGUGAUGGGUAAAUUCACAGAGGAUCAGUCUAUCAGCGGCUGCUAGCCACGAUGUCUCUGUUUUACCCUCCCCUCUUGGAGACACCUGACAGAGAUUUUGUGUACCAUCCCACCUGUCCCCCUCAAGGAUUCAUACGGCGACACCCCCCUCCAUUACGCCAUCACGGCCGACUUCAAGUGCAUCAUCGAAGCCCUCACCGAAGUCCCCAACAUCGAUUUCACCAUCCAGAACCAACAAGGAUUCAAUCUGUUGCAGCAUUCGGCUCUGAAGGGGAACAAGCUGUAAGCAAAAGAGUGAAAUGAACUGAAGCAAUUUUAAAAAAUUAUUUAUUCAUUUCCCACAAUUUUUAUAUACGUACGUAAAAUGUUAUCCAUCGCAAGUCACUUAAGCAUAGUGACAAUGGGGAGCUAUGAACAAACUGCAUUAGGUGACAUUUUUCCUCAAAGCGAUAUAUAUGCUUUAAAUUACGGUCGUACCUCAGAAGUCGAACAAAAUCUGUUCUGGAAGUCUGUUUGACUUCUAAAACAUUCGGGAACCAAGGCGCAGCUUCCGAUUGGCUGCAGGAAGUGCAGGGGUGGGCUCUGAGCUCUGAUAAAACCUCUUCCUUGCCUGGAGGGAGGAUAGAGAGUGUGUUCAAGCAGGCCUACCUCCCAUGCACAGGUAAAAUUGGCAUUUGCUGCCCUGCCCAUUUUUGCCUCUGGCCCCGCCCACCACUGCCAUGUGGGCAUCCAGGAAGGUUGUUCAGAGAGGAAUGCAGCCGCUCAGGAAAGGUUUCCCCCAUUAAGGCUGCUGAGCCACAGCAGUUCCUAAAUCAGUGUUCCCUGAACUUGGGUCUCCAGCUGUUUUUGAACUUCAGUUCCCAUCAUCCCUGACCACUGGUCCAGCUAGCUAGAGAUGAUGGGAGUUGCAGUCCAGAAACAGCUGGAGACCCAAGUUUGGGAAACACUGUUUUAAAUAAUAUUUCCCCUCCUUUUAGACUUGAGCGUAGGGAAUAUUUUCUCUUCCGGAUGUUGCUGAACUACAACUCCCAUCAGCCCCAGAAAACAUGACCAAUAAUCAGGGGUUAUGAGAGCUGUCAUUCAUGCUUUUCUGCCUCUCAUUUUUCUGCUUGUUGGACUGUGUCACUUCCAGCAGCCACCAUUUAGGCCACUAGUUAGGCCACCAUUUAGUAACCACUGAUUUGGCAAUGCAUGCUUGCCCUUUGAGACAUCCGAUGCCCUAGACAUGCUCUCUCUUUUUUCUUUUCUCCUUCCCCUCCCACCCCGCUUGGCUCUGAUCUUUCCCACCUCCCAGAGCCAUCAAGAAGAUCCUGGCAAGAGCCCGGCAGCUGGUAGACGCUAAGAAGGAAGAUGGCUUCACCGCCCUGCAUCUCGCCGCCUUGAACAACCACAAGGAGGUGGCGGAGAUCUUAAUCAAAGAGGUAAGCAGCAAGGAAAUCAAGAUAAGGGCGUAAUAAUAGCCCUGCCGGAUCAGCCCAGUGGCCCAUCUUAGUCCAGCAACCUGAUCUCACAGUGGCCAAGCGGAUGAAGCUUUCAAGCUGGACCUGAGAGCCUUCUCCUUGAAUUUGUCUCAUCCUUUUAAAGCUAUCCAAUUUGGUGGCCCACACUACAUCUUGUGGGGGACGAAUUCCCGAGCACUGAAUUCCCCAGCGUUCAGCCUCAUUGGGUGACUCGGAGCUCUAGUAUUAUGGGGUGGCGGUAGAGGUGGAACUUAGCCAUCAUAAGUUGGCCCUUAUCAUCUCAUUCAUUGUACUCUCGGGGGCUUUAAAAGGAGAGAGUGAUGUUGCAAUUCAAGUCUUCUGGGCUUCCCACUGCGGCAUUUCAUUAGCCUCUGUAAGAACAGGACGCUGGACUAGAUGGGUCUUUGGCCUGAUCCACCAGCCAGUCUCCUCUUGCAAGUAGCAACGAGGGAGAGCUGUUGUCUUCAAGGACUUCCUACUGGUCAGAACAGGAGGCUGUAGACUAGAUGAGCCUUUGGCCUGAUCCAGGUUCUGUCUCGCACACGCAAGCAGCAACCCAUAUUCCCCCGCUGGGGGCAGAGUCCAGAGCCUGCUUUCUUGCAGCGCUGCAGGCCCGGAAAGACAACCAAUCGGAGCUGAGCAAUGUGGAGAAGGAGCCAGGUUUUGCAAACUGGAACCGUGGCGUCGUCUUGGCAAGCCGAGCGCCGCUGCCGUCUUUCUCCCACCCUCAACCCGACCAGCGUGCCCACGGCCUCCGCAUACCCCGUUCCCUUUUUCAGGGCCGUUGCGACAUCAACCUCAAGAACAACCGCAACCAGACCCCGCUGCAUUUGGCCGUCACGCAAGGCCACAUGGAGAUGGUGCAGCUGCUGGUGAGCGAGGGCUGCGAUGUCAACGCUGAGGACGAGGACGGCGACACGGCCAUGCACAUCGUCCUGGAGAGGGAGCACCUGAUGUCCAUCAUGGCCAAGGAGCAAGAGGAGGGAGAGGAAAGCCUCUUAUCUAAGGUGUGUGUGUGUGUGUGAGAGAGAGAGAGAGAGGGAGGGAGAUUCUGAACCAAUCUCCUAGAACCAGUUGCCUAGAUCUUAGAUGUGUUUUACUGUAUUGCAUCUUUUGAAAAAGAGAACAUUGGAGGUUCUUCCCCAAGUCCAGCCAGUGGUCCCUCGAGCUCAGUGUUGUCUACACUGGCUGGCAGCCGCUUUCCCCCAGCCCUCCCUGGAAACAGGGGUUGAACCUGGGUCCUUCUGCCUGCAAGGCAGAGGCUCUCUCACUGAGCUAUAGCCCUUCCCUUAAGAGACAGGAAGCUGCCAUGUAUUGAAUCAAACCACUGGUUCGGCUCAGUAUUGUCUACACUGACCAGCAGCAGCUCUCCAGGGUUUUCAGGCAGAGAGUCUCUCCUUCCUCUGCCUGGAGAUUCCAGGGAUUGAACCUGGCUGCCUCUGCAAGGCAGAUGCUCUGCCACUGAGCUACAGCCCAUUAGAUGUAGGAAGCUGCAUUAUGCUGAGUGAGACCAUUGGCCCAUUUUGCUCAGUGUUGUCUACACUGACUGGCAGCAGCUGUCCUGGAUUUCAGACAGGGGAUAAUUCACAGCCCUACCUGGAAAUUGAAUCUGCAACCUUCAGCACGCCAGGCUUGAUUGCUCUGCCACUGAGCUACAGCUCUUCCCCGAUGCAGAGGACCGAUUAACAUGUAAAAGGGACAGUCACUCUGUAUGAAACGCAAGUUGUGGUCCAGCAGGAUCUGAAAGGCCUCAGAUCCCCAUCUACAUCCUAAUUGCGUCUAAAUUGUGUUUUAGAUACGAACGGCUGCGUUGUCUUUUUUUUUUUUGCGGGUGUCUUCUUCAGCAUGUCAUUGACACAACAGUUGUGUAUUUGCGGUGGAUAUAAACUGGACCCAUCCACAUACCAUUCUUGUGCACUAUAGCACAACAAAAGUAGGAACCCCACCCGCAAAAAAUCCAAACAUUUGUGGUGUAAAAACUUGCAGGAUUUUAGCAGUAAGUGACAGGGCAUACACUGAUUGGAAAUAAAAGCAGCAUGUCCUCCCCAAAACUUUUUCAGGUGCAAAAUAUAUAGUAGAUUGGUAUAUUUAUUUUACGUUUUUAUGGAAGCUGCUUUCUAAGGACACUUUCCCUAAAAGGGGGCUAAUGAGUAUUAUAAAUCUUUGACAACUAUAAUACAGUGGUGCCCCGCAAGAUGAAUGCCUCGCAAGACGGAAAACCCGCUAGACGAAAGGGUUUUCCGUUUUUGAGUUGCUUCGCAGGACGAAUUUCCCUAUGGGCUUGCUUCGCAAGACGAAAAUGUCUUGCGAGUCUUGAGAUUUUUUUCGCUCCCCCCCCCCUUUUUCUAAGCCGCUAAGCCACUAAUAGCCUUUUAGCAGCUAAGCCGAUAAGCCGAUAAGCCUUUAAUAGCCGCUAAACCGCUAAUAGCGCUAAUCCGCUAAGCCGCUAAUAGGGUUGCUUUGCAAGACGAAAAAACCGCUAGACGAAGACACUCGCGGAACGGAUUAAUUUCGUCUUGCGAGGCACCACUGUAUGUAUAACAAAUGAUUAAAACCAAUUUUUAUUUUUUUUACUUCUCCACCCCUCAUUUUAGCUCCAGGCCUCUGGCUUCCUUGGAAAUCUUGAGCUGAACGUGGGGGCGGCCAUCGCGUGCUACUUGGCUCAAGAAGGUGCCGAUGUCAAUUACGCCAACCACAGGGGGAAGUCCCCCCUUGAUCUCGUUUCGGACGGAAGUAUAGCGCAGCUCAUCAAGAACUUCUCCCAAAAAUUCAGGUAGGACCAACCCUAUCCUCUCCUGGUUUGACUUCUCUCCUUGACUUCAGUCUUCGUUCCAGGGCCCCCUCUCCUCAUUCUUUGUUGAAAUGGUCCAUGCCAGCUGUGACCCAACACAUUGCCUGCAAAGUAUAUGUCCUCAAAAAUCCGUGAUGCACAGAACGCUGCUCUUCCUUCUCCAUUCUUGUUUGCACUGUUCGCCCCCCCCCCUUGACUUGCCCAUGAACACCAGGACUGGACACCUGCUCUCCCUCCUGUUCUGACAGAGGGUGGAGCAUAAACUUCUCUCUGGGAGUGGCUGAUUUAAGCGCCUUCCCCUUCUAUUGAUGGGAUGGAGUUAACACACUUUGUGGCCCUCUCCCUCCCUUUCUGCCAUAGGAGCCAACUCCCAAGGGCUGUAGGGCUCCUGCCCCCACAAUAACAUAUUUGAGGGGGCUGUCCUCCCCCGCAAAAUUGAUGGGCUUUCCCAUUCGAACGAUGUGCGUGCUCUGUGUCAUGUGAUUGAUUUUGCGUGGCAGGGCUCACCUGGGCCCCCACAGUAUUUCAUUCAAGUUGGCACCCCUGCUUUCUGCACUUGUACAGGCGGCAGCCAUUUUGUGCCACGCCGCGCCCGCACGGCAGCCAUCUUGUGUUGUGCUGUGCCGCCACGACGGCCAUUUUGCGGCUGGCGCCCGCAGUGCUCUCUGUCAGCAUUCAUUACUGCGGACUCUCGCCCAGCUUCAGACCCGACGCCUAGUUCUUCUCUGUGUCUCUCCCGCUUUUGGCGUCUGCAGGGAGCAGCAGGACCCCUCAGAGAACUCCACGGUGGUGUGCAGCCAGAGGCGAGUGCACACAACCCCCAACACCAUGACCAACCUCAGCGUGGCGAAGGUGGCAGCUCCCUCCGAGUGCUUGGUCUGCUCUGAGCUGGCCCUGCUCAUCCACUUCUCCCCUUGUCAGCACAGCAUCGUGUGUGAAGGUACAAAGGGAGCACGUCAUCUUUGAUCCCUGAGGGCAUGCCUUUUCUUUUCCUGUUUGCACUUCCUCCCUGAGGUGCUGUAAAGCAAAAUUGCACCGAAAUGGGGAGAGGCCCAGGGUUCAAAUCCCUGCCUCUCAGCCCUAACCUCCAUCGCAGGGUUGGUGUAAGGAUAAAAUGGGGAGAGGGGAAAACCACGUAGGCUCCCUUGAGCUCCUUGGAGGAAAAAGGCGGGGUGUGGACGUACUAAAUAAAUAAAUCGGCACCAGUUCCAACCAUUUGCCCCUGUCCUCGUCCUUAGAAUGUUCCAGAAGAAUGAAGAAAUGCAUCAAAUGCCAAACGACAAUUACCAAGAAGCUAAAGCAAGGUGAGGACAGUUUGUUUUAAACUCUCACAUUAAGGUGUGUUGAAUUUUUCAAAUCCUAAAUUCCAGGAAAGAGGGGUGCUGAAAAGGUGUAUUUUGGGAAUUCAAAAUAUUUUUUGGCUAAAUUAAUAUAAUUUAGCUUUUCUUGGUAAGCAAAAUGCGUGUAAAAUUGCAUAGAAAUCAUUAAAAAUGAUUGCCACAUAUUUGCAGUUAUAAUAUAUUCAAUAUUAUUAUCAUUUGUUAUUAUUUAGCAUCACCUGACAUUUUCAGAGGGUAAAAUUUGGGUUUUUUGAGAGCAGUUCAUGUGCUUUUUAAUCAGAGGUGGAUUCACCAAGCUUAGAAGAUGCCCACUCACAAAAAAUAGUAGCAGAUCUGAUUUACCUCCUACCCAGAAGCAUAUUUUUAAGAUCCCCUCACUGAAGAAAUUUGCAAAAAAUUAAGUCCUGCCCCCUAAAAUGACAAACGCAAAGCAUAGAGAAUAUAGACGGGGGAAGAGGGAAAGGCCUGUAGUUCAGUGGCAGAGCGUCUCCUUCGCAUGCUGGGAUGGGAUAGAUCAGUCGGUAGAGCAUGAGACUGUUUGUCUCGGGGGUCAUGGGUUCGAGUCCCACGUCGAGCAAAAGAUUCCUGCACUGCAGGGGGGUUGGGCUAGAUGACCCUCGCGGCCCCUUCCAACUCUACAAUCCUACGAUUCUACACGGAAGGCCACAAGCUCAAUCCCCGGCGUCUCCGGAUCAGGCAGGGAAAUCUAAACCUGCCUGCAGUCAUGGGGAGCUGCUGCCGGCCCAUGCAGACAUCACUGAACCCUGACUUCCUCUCCCUCUCUUCCCUCGAACAGACAGCACGGAGGUGGAGUGCGUUUCUGGUUCGGAAUCCACCGGCCAACAGAAGCUGAUGGAAGACCUCCAGAACCGCUACCGGCAGAUGGAGGAGCGGAUCACCUGCCCCAUUUGCAUCGACAACCAAAUCAAACUGAUCUUCCAGUGCGGGCACGGGUCAUGCCAGGAGUGCAGCGCCGCCCUUUCCGUCUGCCCCAUUUGCCGGCAGACCAUCCGGGAAAGGAUACACAUCUUUGUUUGA
This is a messenger RNA of Podarcis lilfordi (Lilford's wall lizard), 37069 nucleotides long. The record is from the annotation of a GenBank genome assembly. NCBI's taxonomy places the organism in Eukaryota, Metazoa, Chordata, Lepidosauria, Squamata, Lacertidae.